GGGAAGCUGCUCCGCUUCAGCUGUCACAGCAGGGAGGGAGGAACUGUUUCCAUCCCUUAGUGGAGACCUGGAAUCCAGCACCAGUUUGGAAGUGGGUACCUGUGGCCUGUCCAACAGCCAGAGCCCUGUUGUGCUGGUUUUAUGAUCCUUCAGAGUGACCUUUGCGAGGACGUGGAACUUUUGAUUGCAACUCAGCAAGUGUGUUCCGGGGCUGUUCCUGGUGGUUUCAGGGCUGGGAAGUCCUCGGUUUUCCUUAGGCAGAGUUGUGAGCAUGGAAGCCAAGUUUGUGAGGAGAGGCUGUGUCCAGGUGCCUCCCCUUUGAGUCACCCUGGGGGAGUGUUUGGGGGCUGUGGGACACUGAACAGUGCUGCUGUCUCAAAGCUGUCCAUAGAUUUGCCAUGGUGCAAGUGUCCACAGCCACUGAUUCCUUUUGGAAUCCAAGAUUCAGCAUUUGUUUCUCUGAGGGUCACAGUUUGAUCAAUGAAUGUAGGUGUCUACGUUGUGCCUCCUGCUUGUUCUCAGUGGCAAAGUCCAAGGCAACUGUACAAAAAAAAAAGAGCAGGUAACUGGAAUUUACUGGGUUAUUUUUCUUUGUGAAGGAGCUGAUGUGUUUCAGCCUGAUCUUUGAAGUGCUCCAAUUGCACCCAGAGGGCAAGAGUGUGUCAUGAAGUUUCAAAGCUUUGGAGGAUGCUGGGGGGAGCAGGGGGUGGAAGUGAUACUUUGUGCUUUUUGAUUUAUGUUUAUGGGCUCAAGUUUCUCGUGACUUUAAUCUGGAAGAAUCCCAUAAUGUGAUGGGCUGGUUACAGCUUUCCAGAGGAGUGCAGUGCAGCCAGUAAGGCAAAGCAGUUGGAAAAGGCCUCAGUGGUGGCACAGGAAUCGAGGAAUGAAGGAGAGGAGGAGCUGUGAUUGCCUUGGGUCUAGCAGGGCUCCAGGAGAGGAGGAUCCAGAGCAAGCUUCCCAUGACUAACAGAUGCUGGCCUAGAUUAUGAGCUCAAACAAGAACGCUCGCUACAAUCGAUUCUCCAGUGGCACAACAAACAUCACUCCUUCAGAGAACACUAACGGGACAAGAAUGGAAACAACUUUUGGACCAGCCUACUCUGCUGUGACCACCAUCACAAAGCCUGACGGGACCAACACUUUUAAGCAGCACCGCCGGACCCCGUCCUCCUCCAGCACACUCACCUAUUCCCCACGGGAUGAGGACGAUGGCAUGCCCCCGAUCAGCACCCCACGCCGCUCUGACUCGGCCAUCUCCGUCCGUUCAUUGCACUCCGAGUCCAACAUGUCCUUGCGCUCGACGUUCUCACUCCAUGAGGAAGAGGAGGAGCCAGAGCCCCUGGUGUUUGCUGAGCAGCCCUCUGUGAAGCUGUGCUGCCAGCUGUGCUGCAGUGUGUUUAAGGAUCCAGUCAUCACAACCUGUGGGCACACGUUUUGUAGAAGAUGUGCCUUAACAUCUGAGAAGUGCCCCGUGGACAAUGCCAAACUGACCGUGGUGGUGAACAACAUCGCGGUGGCCGAGCAGAUCGGGGAGCUCUUCAUCCACUGCAAGUACGGGUGCCGAGCCGCGGCCAGCAGCAAGCCCACCGCCUUCGAGGUGGACCCCCGAGGGUGCCCCUUCACCAUCAAGCUGAGUGCCAGGAAGGACCAUGAGAGCAGCUGUGAUUACCGGCCCGUGCGCUGCCCCAACAACCCCAGCUGCCCUCCUCUGCUCAAAAUGAACCUGGAGGCACACCUCAAGGAGUGCGAGCACAUCAAGUGUCCCCACUCCAAGUACGGGUGUACAUUCAUAGGAAACCAAGACACUUAUGAGACCCACCUGGAGACGUGCAAGUUUGAGGGUCUGAAGGAGUUCCUGCAGCAGACAGACGAUCGCUUCCAUGAGAUGCAGGUGGCAAUGGCCCAGAAGGACCAGGAGAUCGCCUUCCUGCGCUCCAUGCUGGGGAAGCUCUCUGAGAAAAUCGACCAGCUGGAGAAGAACCUGGAGCUGAAGUUUGAUGUUCUGGACGAGAACCAGAGCAAGCUGAGCGAGGACCUGAUGGAAUUCCGCAGGGACGCCUCCAUGCUGAAUGAUGAGCUCUCCCACAUCAAUGCUCGGCUCAACAUGGGCAUCCUUGGAUCCUAUGAUCCUCAGCAGAUCUUCAAGUGCAAGGGGACCUUUGUGGGCCACCAGGGCCCUGUGUGGUGUUUGUGUGUGUAUUCCAUAGGAGACUUGCUCUUCAGUGGCUCCUCAGACAAAACCAUUAAGGUGUGGGAUACCUGUACCACAUACAAGUGCCAAAAGACCUUGGAGGGUCAUGAUGGAAUUGUACUGGCUCUCUGCAUCCAGGGGAACAAGCUGUACAGUGGCUCUGCUGACUGCACCAUCAUUGUCUGGGAUAUUCAAAACCUGCAGAAGGUGAACACGAUCCGAGCACACGACAAUCCUGUUUGCACUUUGGUCUCCUCACACAACAUGCUCUUCAGUGGCUCCCUCAAAGCCAUCAAGGUCUGGGAUAUUGUAGGUACUGAGCUCAAGCUGAAGAAGGAGCUGACAGGUCUCAAUCACUGGGUGCGAGCGCUGGUGGCUUCCCAGAACUAUCUCUACAGUGGAUCCUACCAGACCAUCAAGAUCUGGGACAUCCGCAACCUGGAGUGUGUCCACGUGCUGCAGACGUCCGGGGGCAGCGUGUACUCCAUCGCCGUGACCAACCACCACAUCGUGUGCGGCACCUACGAGAACCUCAUCCACGUCUGGGAUAUAGAGACAAAGGAACAGGUCCGCACGCUGACAGGGCACGUGGGGACGGUCUAUGCCCUCGCUGUCAUCUCCACACCAGAUCAAACCAAAGUCUUCAGCGCGUCCUACGACCGGUCACUCAGGGUGUGGAGCAUGGACAACAUGAUCUGCACCCAGACGCUGCUGCGGCACCAGGGCAGCGUCACCGCCCUCGCCGUGUCCCGUGGCCGCCUCUUCUCUGGCGCUGUGGACAGCACUGUAAAGGUCUGGACGUGCUAGUGAGAGCUUCACACUAGUCCUGCACACUGAAAGACCAAAAACUCUCCCUCCAUCGGCCUGUGGGUGACCACAUCCUCCGAAAUGACUGCUGCAGCUCCUCCUGCACCAACCACUGCCUGCUGCUGCCCCUGGGCCGGCCCCCCCCGCAGGGAUCCCGGCUGGCGGCUCUCCCGAUGGGUCUGCCCCAUGGAUGCUCCAGAUGUUCCCCCAGAUCUGCCCUAGCUGAUUGGAAAAGCAGAGGAAGCAUAUCCAGUGCCUUCCUCUGCCUGUGUCCCCCCAGCUGGGGACACCCCUGGGGCCAGGGCUGGGGUGACUCUGGGCCCCAGGGCUCCAGGCCGGGCGAGCACAGCCCUUGGCCAGUGAUGGGACUGGAUGGAUCAGCGUGUCCCAGUGGUGACACUGGGAGGCUGCUCCCCUGGCCAUGGUAGGACUGAGCAUUAGGCCCUGCCCUGGGUGGGCACCCGACCCCUUUCUUUCUCUAGUAUUUAAUUUUACUGCCAAGGCGCCGGGGCCGAUCCAUCCGGGAAGAGGUAUUUCCUUGAGUAGCCAGGUACGAUUUUUAUGCCACAGCUAGUUCUCAAAUCAAGUUCCACAAGCCCAUUGUUCACCACCCUGUAAUUAUGGUCUCCACAUUAAAGACAAAAAGCCUCCGUUGCAUUUUUACUCACAUUUUCUACUGUUUUUAAGAUUGUAAUAUAGAUUUGAUUAUUUCUUCAUUGACAAUAAAAGCGGAAAG
Lepidothrix coronata (blue-crowned manakin) is the source of this 3734-nucleotide messenger RNA. It is a transcript of the gene TRAF7, whose product is annotated as TNF receptor associated factor 7. The record is from RefSeq and is a predicted model, not a curated record. The transcript is spliced from 21 exons. Bases 986 to 2998 code for a protein of 670 amino acids. Gene Ontology annotation, biological process: regulation of proteasomal protein catabolic process; regulation of cell cycle; proteolysis. Gene Ontology annotation, molecular function: ubiquitin-like ligase-substrate adaptor activity; protein binding; zinc ion binding. Gene Ontology annotation, cellular component: nucleolus; SCF ubiquitin ligase complex; cytoplasm. NCBI's taxonomy places the organism in Eukaryota, Metazoa, Chordata, Aves, Passeriformes, Pipridae.